Messenger RNA from Penicillium chermesinum, 693 nucleotides. Its product is annotated as NAD(P)-dependent oxidoreductase. Bases 1 to 693 code for a protein of 230 amino acids. The record is from RefSeq and is a predicted model, not a curated record. The transcript is spliced from 2 exons. Lineage: Eukaryota; Fungi; Ascomycota; Eurotiomycetes; Eurotiales; Aspergillaceae.
AUGCAUUUCUUGAUCCUAGGUGCCACAGGCAGGACAGGCGUCCACGGCCUCAAAUAUUCUCUAGAGCAAGGCCACUCGGUGACAGUCUUAGCCCGGAAUACCUCGUCCAUCGAGCCCCACCCUAACCUGACGAUCAUCGAGGGCUCUGUUCUAUCUGAAGAUGACAUGGACCGGGCCAUCACAUCGACAGGGAAACCCGUCGAUGCCGUGCUGGUCUUUCUCAACUCUGCACGCGUCUCUCUGAACCCUUGGGCGCAGUUUGUCGGCCCGCCGCGUCUAAUGGCGGAUGCUGUAGCUAAUGCGGCGAGAGCUUUGCGGACAAAACAGUCUGACGUCUCGCAGAAGCCCCGGCUGGUAGUCAUGAAUGCCAUGGGCUCGGGCGAGAGCUAUAACGUGACGCCAUAUCUUUUCCGCCUCAUGAUCAACUUUUCCAAUAUAGGGAAGACAUACGAGGAUCACAACGCCGUUGAUGCAGAGAUUGAAGAGAACUGCGGCGAUGAAAUUUCUUGGACUCUGGUCCUUGCGGUUGGCCUUCGGGGAGAGGGUGUGCUGCCCGUGAAGACCUUUGCGCAAAAUGAAUCGCCUGCCAGCACGCUGAUUACUCGCGAAAGUUGCGCGAAGUGGAUGGUGGAUGUCGCGGCGGGUGAUAUGAAUGAGGAAUUUAGCAACAAACGGGUUAUUGUAUGCAAUUAA